CCCAAUGAGGAGGAUGGUUCUGAGGCCCAGAGCUGUAAAGGCACUGGGCGGGUGGCGCAGUAACAGAGCAACCAGGACAGAGGGACAACAAGGGCUUAGGCAAACGCUGAGGGAGGCUGCUCAGAGCAUAGACAGUCAGUGGCUCGAGGUGUCUGGGUACGCAGUUUGUUUUCCUCUCCACAAAGAUGUACACUGUCUAAACUGUGUGGCUGGUUGUUACUAGCAGCUGCUGUAAGAGGGGGAAAUGUAUUUAAUAAAAGGCCCAGUGUUUGUGGUCUUCUUGGGCUUCUGUGGAGUUUUGGAAAUCUUGAGGUGUGACCAGUUUUCAGCCUUCAAGACUAAGACGAACUGCCCUUGAGAAGGGGUGGUCAGAGAGGAAACAUGUUCACCCUCUCUCUCCUGAGCCGGGGGCACGGGAAGUUGGUCCAGAACAAACAGAAUUUGGAAGUCUAUUUUGAACCAGAGGAUUAUCUGAACUGGAAGUCCCCAGAAGACUAUGUCCUGGUCAGCAGACCUCAGGAAGAAGACAAUGCCAACCAACAUUCCUGGAGCCUCUUUCUUCCUAAGACGUUCAGCACCAGGAAGGGUGCCCUGAUCCUGUACUCAGAAGGGCUGGCUGUCCCAGCAUGGACUCCCAGAGAGAGGAGAAAAGCCCCCUAUCAGGCCCUGGGUCACAAGAAGAGGCUGGAUCUUGAGCUACACACCCUUCAAGACCUCAAAGAAGCCAUCCUGGCCUACGGAAGAAAAGAGAGGCAGCAGGACAGCUCCUGGCAACCCUACCUCUACUUCCGAAGUCAGUCACAGAGCCAGGCCCAACGGCAAAUCCAGCCCGGGUAUUCUGCCAAGAGAUACCUUCGAGAUUUCUUGCGGACAUGGCCCCCCGAUGCCACAUACAGGCUCCAACGUGCAGGAUACAUCAAGGAUUCUGUGCUUCUUCACGAUGCUCAAUUUAAUGUGCCAAAGAAUUUCAGGCUGCAGCAAGACCUUUCAGGUGCACCCCAAAAAUACCAUCUCCUGCCUGUCUUCCCACCAUUUUGGAUUCAACAAGGAAAAUCUUUUGAACAAGGUCAGCAGGGCCCGGAUGAAAGAGAAGCCGGAGCUGCUGGACAUGUGGACCAGGACACCACAGCCAAGAGCCAUGGCAGUUGGGAGACUCCUUUGCUGCUAUCCAGGAAGAAGCCCUGGCAGGAAGAUGGAACCUGGGCAGAGGACACAUCAAUAGAGAGUCACCUUCCUGUUCAUGCUUCAGAGAAAAGCCACAAUGAGAAGACACAGCAAACCUCCAGGAAGGCACUCAGACGUGCCCACAUAGGUCCCUCUUGGCUCCUGAAUGACAAAUCCAACAUUAUACAUUGUGGAGGCGCCUUCCCCAGUCAGAAGACAGACCUAAGCAACAAACACGGGACUGAGAAGCUCUACAAGACUAGAGGCAGCCACCUGUUACAAGAGCCUCCUGCUGAAAGAUGCCUGUUCCCUCCAGUAGCAUCUGUCACUGCCGCAGAACGUAACACCCCUGGGGAAGCAAAGGAAAAAAAGGCACCAAAAGCUUUGAAAUUCCCUCCUAUUUUGGAAGAACCACCCAGAUUCCUUGAUCCCCUGAGGAGUCAAUUUAAAGCCAAUGAACCUCCAACUGAGCUCUUCAUAAUUCCAAUGGAGAUUCAUUUCCACACUCCACAUCCCCCAAAGGAAAAAGCCUGCAGAAGAGGUGCUCUGCAUCCUGAGACAGAACCAAAAGCAGAAGAGGCCAGGCCUUUAUGGGGUCCUCCCCUGAAGCACACAUCCUCCAAAAGGCCGAGGGCAAUCAGUGUGCAUCUCCCGGUGCAUGUGAGCAGACAAACUCCCUCACCCCCAGAUGACAAUGCCCUGUUCCAGGAUACCGCCCCACCACGCCUUCUGCCCCCAAUUACAGGAAGAAAAAGCCUGGAAAGCCAGUGGAGCCUGGUCAGCCCAGGGACACCUGGCUGCACCCAGGUCCCCACAAGUCCCUGGAAUGUGCAGGCACCACCAGGACACGAAGAUUCCAGAGAUCCCACACUGGGACACUUCCUGUUGGGUCCGGAUGGAGAAAACACCUGCCUGUCCCUCCUAGGGCUCUCCAGGACCGAAGCUCUUCCCUCUGGUGAAGUCUAUGAAUCUGCCCAUUCAAAUAUCAUCCAUGGAGAAGAAGGGUCUGAUAUUCAGCAUCUUCUAAAAUCUAACACUGAAUCUGGGACCGAUCUUCACAUGAAACUUUAUGAAAGCUCACCUUUGACACAAACAACAGGGAAGCAGGGAUCCCUGCAGCCCUUGGAGGCAACAGCUCAGAAGACAGGAGAGCCUCAAAGUUGUAUAAAUAAAGAGCUGAUGUGUUCAAACAGAAAAGAAUUUUCCGCACGCAAGCUGCACAUCGACAUGACGCCGUUCCUGAAGGAAAGUGGAGAGGAACUAGACUCUCAUGAAGAUCCAGAAGAAGCUUCUGGAGAAAAUGAUGAAGACAGUAGCCAAGACCCAGAGCCAAGGAGUGUGACCCUCGACCCCCUCAGUGCUCCCCUGGGCAAGCACAUCAAGACCACUGAGGCAGACACAGUAAAAAACAUGAACAGAGAUGACGGAGCUCACUGCCUGCACGGAGCACUUCCUGCACCUGCAUCUGAGUCACCCAAGAGCUCGGGUGUUGUGGAUGUAUCUUCUUUGCCAAAAGCAAAAGAAGUGAAAACUGAAUCAAGACUUAACCAGCAUGCACCAGCCAGCAUCCAUCCUGAAAAGGAGUUAACUGACAAGACCAAGAGAAAGAAAAAAACCAAGACAGACAAGACCAAAGCACCCACAAGGAAGACAGAAGGAAAGGUGCUCAGGGAAGCAGAGACUGCAGGAGGCAAGUCAAAGGACACAAAAGCUGAAAAGAAAUCAGAGCCAAUUUCCAAACGAAGAGACCCAGGAGCCAAGAGGAAAAGGACACAGAAGGAAGUAAAUGUGGAGAUGGCCGCAGAACCAAGUGGGCCUGACAUCACCAGUUCCAAGGAAACAGAGGGCACCUCAACUGGGGGUUUGCCCCCUGGGCACCCUAGUACAGAGGAGUCUUGGCCUUGUCCCAUGUAUGAUGUUCAGGAGAGCUACGUUUCUAUAGAUGCAAGAUCUUCACCUGUCCAGCCCACAGUGGUCACAGGCAGCAUAGAAGCUGAAGAAGAAAGAUGUGGUACAGCCCUUUCCCAGGCCCUCCUCACCCAGAGGGAGCAGGAAAAGGCAGCCCGGGACAGGCUGCGAGCACAGAAGGCUGAGAUGAGGCUGCUGGAGGUGGAAAGGAAGAGGAGGGAGCAGGAGGAGCAGAGCCGCCUCCAGCAGGAGCAGCAGAAGAACGCAAAGAUGAGGGAGGAGCUGGAGCUGGAGCAGCAGAGGCGCGCAGAGGAGAUGCGCUUGAGGAAACAGAGACUUGAAGAAGAACAGCAGCAGGAGGAGUCAGAGAGAAAGCAAUGGCUCCAGUGGCAGGUGGCCCAGGAGAGAGCCCAGCAGCAGCAAGAGGAGCUCCGCAGGACAAUGCAAGAACGACAGAGAAAAAAACAGCAGGAGGAGGCCGAGAGGGCUGAGGCAGAGAAGCAAAGGCAGAAGGAAUUGGAAAUGCAGUUAGCAGAAGAACACAAACGCCUGAUGGAAAUGGCAGAAGAAGAACGACUGGAGUACCAGCGGCAGAAACAGGAAGCAGAAAAGAAGGCUCUCCUGGAGGCCGAAGAGAGGAGGCAGAAGGAAGAGGAAGCAGCCAAGGUAGCUCUGGAGGAAGCUAUGAAACAAGCCCAGGAACAAGCCAGGCAAAAAGCUGCUUUGGAGAAGCAUCUUCGUUUCCAUCAAGAACUCCGUAAGGAAGCCAGUGGCCUGCAGUGGACACAGAGCAUUUCCAGACCAUGGGUUUACUCUUAUUUCCAGUUCCUACAAAUACCAAGGCCGUGAGGCUAGAAGAAAAGCUAAAAGUAAGUUGGGAGUGAUGACAGAAAGAGAAAUUUCCUUUCAUAAUGAAAUUCCAUCCUGAACCCAGUUAGUUUUGUUUCAUCUGGUUCACAUCAAGCCACACCUAAGGUUUUUCUCUACCCUGGAACUGCCAUUGCCACUGCCCCUCCACAUCUGUUCAACUCAAUUAAACUCUCUUCACUUUUAUGUUCUUGAAAACCAAUAAAUCCCGAAA
Molecule: messenger RNA, 4153 nt
Organism: Fukomys damarensis (Damara mole-rat)
Lineage: Eukaryota; Metazoa; Chordata; Mammalia; Rodentia; Bathyergidae
Product: KIAA2012 ortholog
Exons: 23
Coding region: 382-3921 (1179 amino acids)
Source: RefSeq, a predicted model, not a curated record